Messenger RNA from Solea solea (common sole), 3885 nucleotides. RefSeq names its product tumor protein p53 inducible nuclear protein 1 (gene tp53inp1). Gene Ontology annotation, cellular component: autophagosome; nucleus. The transcript is spliced from 4 exons. The record is from RefSeq and is a predicted model, not a curated record. Gene Ontology annotation, biological process: autophagosome assembly; positive regulation of DNA-templated transcription. The coding region runs from base 391 to 1275 and encodes 294 amino acids. NCBI's taxonomy places the organism in Eukaryota, Metazoa, Chordata, Actinopteri, Pleuronectiformes, Soleidae.
CGUCACGACGAUCAGCUGUUGGAGAACAACAACAAAAGAAGGAGCAGCGGAGAGGAAACGAACACGAGCGCGCGACACUUUUAUAACACAUACAUUCACGUAUGUGUGAACACAUGAAUCUGUCAGUUAUUUCUUCUGAGAAGAAACGCGGAGUUUUGGGAGUUUGGGUGUUUUUAUCUACCUCAGAGUGACGAUCACAGCUUUCGUCCACUGUUCCCUCAGAUGACCUGGAAACAAACUCCGUUCAUGCACUUUACCGUUGUGUUUCCGGAGCCUUCCCCCCGCCGCCAAUCCCACAGCUGAUGACCAAAGUGCUGGCCACGCCCCUCUGCCAUCGCAGCCCGCCGCCCCUCCUCAGCGCUGCCGCCCCCUGCUGGACGUCCAGCGGGAAUGUUCCAGAGGUUCGCCAGUGUUCUGUUCGGGGACGAGGGGGAGGAGCUGAGCCGGAGCCGCAGAGGCGCCAAGGACGAGGAGGACGAAGACGAAGACUGGAUCCUGGUCAACUACCUGACUGAAGCCUGUUCUGCUCAGUGUGAUGGACUGUCUGGAUCCACUGCUCCUCAUCCAGACCUGGUCCAGGACGAGGAGGACGAGGUGGAGGAGGAAGACCUGGUGAUGAUUCCGUCUCCAGUGUCCAGCCCUCGCAUCCACUAUGCCUCCUGCACCUCCCUCAACUCCACGGCUGACACCGACCUGGACGGCGGCACUGAGGAGCACGAAGAGGGCAACGACGAUGAUGAUGAUGAGGAGGAGGAGAGCGGGUUCCUGCGCCUGGACGCCUGCUCUCUGGAGGAGAGCUGGUUUGUCACGCCACCACCCUGCUUCACCGGCCGUGGCAGCCAGCCCAUCGUCCUGGAGACCAGCCCGCUGGAGAACCUGCUGAUCGAGCACCCCAGCAUGUCUGUCUAUGCCCGCCACCGUAGCCCCCCCCGACUCACCCUCGACCCACUGCCACGCCUCCUCGACCAGGGGCGGGACUUUCUGUCUGCCACUGCCCCGAUGGCCUCAGGAGGGAAGGAGAAGGCGAGACGUACGCUGGACGGCCCCCGACACAGGCCGGAGGCAACCAUGGCCCAGCGUCGCUCCAGCCUCCACUCCUUCUGCUACGCCGCGGCGUUCUCCGCCCGCGCCGGCCUCCUGCAGCAGCAUCAUCGCCAGGGAAGCUCCGCCCAGCCACUGUCCCGCAACGCCCUGCGACGCCUCAACCUGCUGCGCCCCCCGAAGGCCAGCACGGUGCAACUGCACCAGCCCAGCCAGAGACACCUCAACUUCUGAGGCCACGUCAGCCUUCAUCAUCAUCAACACCAGCACCUCCUUCAUCAGCCUUCACUCACUCACUCAUCGCAGACGUCCUGAAACCUGAUUGGACGGUGAAAAAGGGAAAAUGGCUGAUCUCUCUUUCUAUUGGCUCACAUGGUCAGUUGGUUUGGUGACUCCUUCUCUUCCUCUCCUCCUUUUCUUUAUACCUUCUUUAUGACAAUGAUGAGAAGAAGUGGGCAUGGUGAAAAGAAACAGUCAUCAUGUGGCCCCACCUCUUUCCCCUCCCUCUCUUAGUCUUUAUGUCCAAUCAGAGGAAGGUGGAGUUGUCAUGUGACGUCUGUCUUCUUCGAUGCUGCAGGUCACUUUACUCGGCGGCAGAUUUUUGUACGGCGGCGUUUUGUGUUUCUGUGAAGAGCGAUGUGGCGCAAUGUCGUCGUUCAAAUCAGUGUGAGGAUGUUGAGGAAUGUUGCUCAAGAACACGACGUGGGUCAAAGGUCAGAUGAAGCUCCAAACAAACCAUUUUAAAAAAUCACCAGCAGGGGGCGCCAUCUUCACCUGCUGAUGUUGUAGGUUUGAUUCGUUGAUGUAAACGAUGACGGAAAAACAAGCUUUGACGGUUGGUGUUAGCAGCUACUGUAGCCAGGCUACGUUAGCAGCCUCUAUAGCCAAACGACGUAGCAUUGAUGGUUGAUGUUAGUAGCUACUGUAGCCAGACUACGUAGCAUUGACGGUUGAUGUUAGCAGCUACUGUAGCCAGACUACCUAGCACUGACUGUUGGCGUUAGCAGCUACUGUAGCCAGACUACGUUAGCCGCCUCUAUAGCCAAACUACGUAGCAUUGACGGUUGAUGUUAGCAGCUACUGUAGCCAGACUAAGUUAGCAUCAGCUCCACAUCGUAAACUGAUUGUUUCUAUAGAUAAAUAAAUACAUUUGCUAACAAUAAUCCACGUCGUGUUUUUCCGCAGCUGUUGUUUGUUAUUUUUAAAAAUCACUGAUUCACUUCCUGCCGUAAAGCGUUGCGCCGCCGCUGUAAAAACCUGCCUCUGAUGACGCAAUUCAGUUCUUUUUUGAUAAAAGAAAAAAACCGACUGAGUUAAAUUUCACUAAAGCCUUUUUUUAUCGUAGCUUUGAGAAAACAAAUGUCAAUGAAAAUGUAUUGUAAAAAAAAAAAUUCCAAAAUAUUUUUAGAAAAGAAAAAAAUAAUUUACAUAUCAGUAUGAAGUGGGUGUGGUUUGCUUUGUUCGCGCGUCGCAUGGUUGUAACGUUGUUUGUGGGAAAAACGUCACACAUAAAAAAAGACGAUUGUUCUUGUUUUUGUUGAUUUUUGGUUCUUUAAAGAAUCUGCAGUCCACGUCUCAGGGUCACGACAACCAAUCACCUUCACUCGUCUCACUCAACGCAGAUUUACUUGACGGCUGAUGAUUCUUUUCCCACUUUUUUUCUCUGAUCCUGGUCCCGGGACUGUGAACCUGAACUCAGCUGACUGAAAUCAUCCACAAGCAGAGAAAACUCUUUGUGUUUUAUCUUCUUUGUUAACAUAGUUACAUUUUCUUAAUCUCUUCAAAUAUUUAAACCAAAAAAAAAAGUGACAGCAGUGGAGACGAGUCGCCGCACUGCGCGGGGAAAGAAUCGUAAUUGUUUACAUGUCCACACGAAACGUCCACGCAGCACCUCCACAUGAAACAUCCACACGAAACGUCCACACGAAACGUCCACACGAAACGUCCACACUAAAGUCAGAUGUUUGAAAAUGUUCUUGACAUAAUCAUACAUUUAAAGAACGGAACAUAAGAAAAGCGUCUCAGUGAAGCCGGAGACGUGGAACUGUGCGGCGCUGAAGCUUCAGUCGUGACAUUAAUAAUAAAAGCACUCACGCGUGUUUGUAAAUAAUCGAUAUCGCGAUCGUGGCGUGUUUUUUUUGUUUCUCUCUCUCUCUACAAUCAUAGACGAUGUUAUUUUAUGUCGUGUCUCCUCUUAUCUUAACUUUUCUCGUCUCUCAUCAAACUAACAGGGAUUUUUAUUGAAGGUUUGUUUGUGGGUUUUUGAAAAGCCUUGAACUGUGUGGAUCAUGUGCCUUCCAGGUUAAAAUGUUAAAAUGUUGAAAUGCAUCAAUGAAGAACUUGAACUCUCUCUACUUUGUUUUUGAAAUCAAUAAAAACACGCAAACAAACUAUGUCAGAAACCAACUAUGCACCACUCGGCGGUGGAGACACGUCGUCGCCGCCCACUCAGCCAGACGCAGCUUUUCUAACAAUGACUCGACAAAACCAGACAGAAUGAUGUAGCAAAACCUAUUCUCUCCUUUUUUGUUAUUAUUAUUAUUAUUAUUAUAAUCAUCAUUAUUAUUAUUAUUAUUUAAAUUUUAAAGUGUGAAGAAUAUUUUGUGGCAUUUUUUUUCACUUUUCACUGAGUGUUAGAUGUUUUUUUGUUGGUGUUAGUUUACUGGAAAAUACAGCACUUUGCCAAAAAUAAAAAAUAAAAAACAGGUGUAGGAACUAUAAUGUUUUAUUUAUCGACAUAAAUGCUCUACUUUGUAUUUGGUAUGAAUGAUCAACUCUCUGAAAACAAACAGCUCAUUAAACAGUUCAUACAUGUGAUCAGAUAAUAAAUGUUUUCAUACACAG